UGUCGUGGCGGCAUAUUAGCAAUCUUUUCUUCGAUAAUUGAAACUGUUUAUUUUUUACUCUCACAUGUUUCUGAGAAAUCUCCUGAAGCCUCUGGUCAAAGAUGGGUGCAUACUCGGUUACUUCACUCUUUGUGUCCUUCUUGGUGUUUUUCUCCGCUUCUUCUGAGAGCAAUGACGGAACAUUAAGAGUUGGCCUGAAAAAACUGAAGUUGGAUCCUACCAAUCGACUUGCCACACGCUUUGGUUCCAAGCAAGAAAAAGCCUUUCGAUCUUCCUUAAAAGAGUUCCGUUCAAACGACAAGAAUGCUGGAGAUGCUGACAUCGUUGCGUUGAAGAACUACUUGGAUGCUCAAUACUAUGGUGAGAUUGCUAUCGGUACUCCACCACAGAAGUUCACAGUGAUUUUCGACACGGGGAGCUCUAACCUUUGGGUACCAUCAGGGAAAUGUUAUUUCUCGCUGUCUUGUUUCUUUCAUUCCAAGUACAAGUCCUCGCGGUCAAGCACUUACAAGGAGAGUGGAAAACGUGCAGCAAUCCAUUACGGAUCUGGAUCCAUCUCUGGUUUCUUCAGUUAUGAUGCUGUCACGGUUGGUGACUUAGUUGUCAAAAAUCAGGAGUUUAUUGAGGCAACCAGUGAGCCUGGUUUAACUUUCUUGGUGGCUAAGUUUGAUGGUCUUCUUGGUCUUGGAUUCCAAGAGAUCUCUGUUGGAAACGCCACUCCUGUUUGGUACAAUAUGCUCAAGCAAGGUCUUAUCAAGAAACCAGUGUUCUCAUUUUGGCUUAACCGUGACACAAAGAGUGAAGAAGGCGGUGAACUUAUAUUUGGCGGUGUUGAUCCAAAGCACUUCAAGGGAGAACACACAUAUGUUCCUGUUUCACGAAGGGGUUACUGGCAGUUUGAUAUGGGUGAGGUUCUCAUUGCCGGCAAAUCUACUGGAUACUGUGGAAAUGGUUGUACUGCAAUAGCAGAUUCUGGAACAUCGUUACUUGCAGGGCCAACAGCUGUGAUUGCCAUGAUAAAUAAAGCUAUCGGAGCAUCUGGAGUUGUUAGCCAGCAAUGCAAAACUGUUGUGGAUCAGUAUGGACAAACCAUUUUGGAUUUACUUUUGGCUAAGGCUCAACCAAAGCAUAUCUGCUCAAAGAUAGGUCUUUGCACAUUCGAUGGCACCCAUGGGGUCAGUAUGGGGAUUGAGUCAGUGGUGGAAAAGGAAAACACAAAGUCAUCUAGCGGUCUCCGAGAUGCUGGUUGUGCUCCAUGUGAAAUGGCAGUUAUGUGGAUACAAAGCCAGUUAAUGCAGAACAUGACUCAAAAGCGUAUAGUGAACAACAUUAAUGACAUAUGCGAACGCAUGCCGAGUCCUAAUGGAGAGUCUGCAGUCGACUGCUCACAACUCUCUAAAAUGCCUACUGUUUCAUUCACCAUUGGAGGCAAAGUCUUUGAUCUUUCUCCAGAAGAGUACGUACUGAAGAUUGGGGAAGGACCAGUGGCACAAUGCAUCAGUGGCUUUACUGCGCUCGACUUGCCUCCACCUCGUGGACCUCUCUGGAUACUGGGAGAUGUGUUUAUGGGAAGAUACCACACUGUCUUUGACUUUGGCAACGAGCAGGUUGGCUUCGCAGAAGCUGCGUAAACAAAGAACAACCUCAGUUCGGUUUCUUUUGUUAUGUGUUUUAUAAAAGCUUUUGUUGUGUGUUGUGAUGUGAAACCUCUUUGCACUUGUUGACUGGUGUUAAACUAUCUCCCUUCUCAUCUGACUUGGGUUAAACUCUGUUUCUGUAGAUAUUUUGUUAUGUGUUGUGAUGUGAAACCUGUUUCCACUUGUUGACUUGAGUUAAACGCUCUCCCUUCUCAUC
Molecule: messenger RNA, 1854 nt
Organism: Brassica rapa (field mustard)
Lineage: Eukaryota; Viridiplantae; Streptophyta; Magnoliopsida; Brassicales; Brassicaceae
Product: aspartic proteinase A2
Biological process (GO): lipid metabolic process; proteolysis
Cellular component (GO): vacuole
Molecular function (GO): aspartic-type endopeptidase activity
Source: RefSeq, a predicted model, not a curated record